AUGAAUAACGUUACCGUCGACACAGUCCUAACGUCCAGAACUAUACUGUUUGCAGGGGAGCUUUUGGUAUGCACGUCCAUGGUAGCUGGAAUAACCGUACUCUUAUAUUUCUUAUUAGCCAGACAUCCAUGCGCCAUUCAAUUGGUGACGGCCAACGUCUGGUCAUUCGCCAUGUACGCGGCGCCCUACGCAAUCAAUUUUAUGGUGUGCUGGCAUCUGCUGUUAGCUUUAGAGAGGCUGAUCCUGUCCACCCGCAUCGUAGAAUUAACAUCCAGGUACUACCUGACAUCAAAAAUAACUUUGAAUGUUGCCGCGUUCGUCAUCAAGCACCAUCUGUUUUGGACAAGAUCCAAUUUAUUCUACAAAGAGAUGUUGUUCAUCAGCCACUUGGUGCUGAUAGCCACGUCAGAAGCCAUGUGCUAUGAAAAAUAUGAAAAAACGACAAUACAAGUCGCUAUAUUACUGUUGCUCUGUCUGACCACUCUCAUAUUGAUGACCCCAACAAAUACGUAUCAAAGGCUGGUGUUCACCGAUAUGCUCACUUGGAAACGGUGUUCACUGGUAUACGGACUGGUGACAAGUGCGUGCCACAAUUGGCUUAAUUCUGGUAGUAGAGGCGCCGUCGAUACGUUACUUCUAGUGCUGGUGGUACACGUGCAGCUGGUGAUCCUGUGCGUCACGUACUUUUCAGAUGGCCAGCAAAUAUUACGCAACAUUGUUGGUCUGGGCACGUACAACCCGAUGGCUGAUUCACUAGAUAUAUAUUUCACGAUGGACUCAAUAGUGUCGAGAACGGGGGCGUACAUCGACAGCCACCGCUAA
Messenger RNA from Diuraphis noxia (Russian wheat aphid), 822 nucleotides. RefSeq lists its product as uncharacterized. The record is from RefSeq and is a predicted model, not a curated record. NCBI's taxonomy places the organism in Eukaryota, Metazoa, Arthropoda, Insecta, Hemiptera, Aphididae.